Drosophila bipectinata is the source of this 906-nucleotide messenger RNA. Its product is annotated as transmembrane protein 256 homolog. Gene Ontology annotation, cellular component: membrane. Lineage: Eukaryota; Metazoa; Arthropoda; Insecta; Diptera; Drosophilidae. The record is from RefSeq and is a predicted model, not a curated record.
GUCCAAAAAACAGACAAUAACAAUACUUAUCUUUUUAUAUCACAUACAAAACAUAUCUCGAGCGGGCAGCAGCUCUAGUCAGAUCAUAUAGGAUAUCCGGGAAAAGACACAGUGAAUCGACAGAGCCGCCGAUCUGGCAAUAUCGGGAAAAUUGCGUCAAAAUUUCAGUGGUAUAAAAUCAGCAACAUCAACAGAAAGACAAAAACUGCCCAGCGCUAACGACAUUUCAACUAAACAAUGUCUAUCGCCGACACGCUCGACUACAUUACCCUAGGCAAUCCUGUCAGCAAGAUGGUCAUCUCGUCCGCCUCAACUUUUCUACGCUCACUCGGUUUGCGUCCAAAACAAGUAACGGUGCAGGAAACUUCAUUGGCAAUGCAAAAUGCUGCUCAACAGUAUGUCCAUCCACAUGGAUCUCUACAUUACCUCGCCGGUAGCCAUUACCACUUUGUGCGGCUGGCCGGGAUCGGCGGCGCGUCUGCCAUCUUUAUGGGCGCCUACUGUAAAUAUAUCCUGAAGGAUGUCAGUGAUCCCAAGGAGCAGCUCGACUCGCAGGCUUUUGCCGAUGUAGCCAAUCGCAUACACUUCCUGCAUUCGUUUGCCAUGAUGGCCAUGCCUCUCGCCCAUUAUCCAGUUCUCACUGGCACGCUGAUGACCUCGGGCACGUUGCUGUUCAGUGGCUGUAUGUACUACCGUGCCCUAACGGGCGAAAAACGACUGCAACCAUACGCGACCAUAGGUGGAUUCUGUUUGAUGGCCGCGUGGUUGUCGCUGGUCUUGUAGACGAGCCUGGAGGAGGAAAGUUAGCUUAUUUAUAUAUUAUAUAACACAUUCUGUAACAGUAAUGUAGUGGAUGAAGAGGCAACUAAAGCUAUGCCAAGUUUAACAUACAACAAUAGCUAAAAA